Molecule: messenger RNA, 3081 nt
Organism: Artibeus jamaicensis (Jamaican fruit-eating bat)
Lineage: Eukaryota; Metazoa; Chordata; Mammalia; Chiroptera; Phyllostomidae
Gene: ZFP64
Product: ZFP64 zinc finger protein
Exons: 9
Coding region: 148-2082 (644 amino acids)
Biological process (GO): regulation of gene expression
Cellular component (GO): nucleus
Source: RefSeq, a predicted model, not a curated record
UUUACAUCCGUCCUCCCGCCUUGCAGAGUUGGGAGAAGGAAGAUUGGGGGGUUGUGGAAAAAUAAAAGGAAAAGCCCCUAUACCAUGUAGACCAUUGCCCCCCGCCCUGCCAUCCGGGCCAGCCGGGGACCCCCCCAGUCUUUGGCCAUGAACGCGAACAGCGAGGGCGAGAGCUUCCCGGGCUCCGUGCAAAUUCCAGGAGGUACAACGGUGCUGGUCGAGCUGACGCCGGACAUCCACAUCUGCGGCAUUUGCAAGCAGCAGUUCAACAACCUGGACACCUUCGUCGCUCACAAGCAGAGUGGCUGCCAGCUGUCCAGCGCGCCUGGGGCGGCCCCCAACACCGUCCAGUUCGUAGCGGAGGAAACGGUGCCCGCCGCGCAGGCGCAGACCACCAGAACCAUCACCUCGGAGACUCAGACCAUCACAGUUUCAGCUCCAGAAUUUGUCUUCGAGCACGGCUACCAAACGUACCUGCCCACAGAGAGCAAUGAAAACCAGACUGCCACUGUUCUCUCUCUGCCUGCCAAGUCACGCGCCAAAAAGCCCACAGCCCCACCUGCUCAGAAGAGGCUUAACUGUUGCUACCCAGGUUGCCAGUUCAAGACCGCUUAUGGCAUGAAGGACAUGGAGCGUCAUUUAAAAAUUCACACAGGAGACAAACCCCACAAGUGUGAAGUCUGCGGCAAGUGCUUCAGCCGGAAGGACAAGCUGAAGACGCACAUGCGGUGCCACACGGGCGUGAAGCCGUACAAGUGCAAGACGUGUGACUACGCCGCCGCCGACAGCAGCAGCCUGAACAAGCACCUGCGGAUCCACUCGGACGAGCGGCCCUUCAAGUGCCAGAUCUGCCCCUACGCCAGCCGCAACUCCAGCCAGCUCACCGUGCACCUGCGCUCCCACACAGCCUCAGAAGUAGAUAAUGAUGUUCCGAAGCCAACUUGCGCCCCCACUGACAACAGGGACACCCAGAAAGCCCCAGUCUCGGCUCCUCCCUCCGAGUCAAAGGAACAGGCAGCCACCCUUGGAGAGAGGACGUUCAACUGCUGCUACCCAGGUUGCCACUUCAAAACUGUGCACGGCAUGAAAGAUUUGGACCGCCACCUGCGCAUCCACACGGGAGACAAACCCCACAAGUGCGAGUUCUGCGACAAGUGCUUCAGCCGGAAGGACAACCUGACCAUGCACAUGCGGUGCCACACCAGCGUGAAGCCCCACAAGUGCCACCUGUGUGACUACGCCGCCGUGGACAGCAGCAGCCUCAAGAAGCACCUGCGGAUCCACUCGGACGAGCGGCCGUACCAGUGCCAGCUGUGCCCCUACGCCAGCCGCAACUCCAGCCAGCUCACCGUGCACCUGCGCUCCCACACAGGGGACACCCCCUUCCAGUGCUGGCUCUGUAGCGCCAAGUUCAAAAUCAGCUCGGACUUGAAAAGGCACAUGAUCGUGCACUCGGGGGAGAAGCCUUUCAAGUGCGAGUUCUGCGACGUCCGCUGCACCAUGAAGGCCAACCUCAAGUCCCACGUCCGCAUCAAGCACACCUUCAAGUGCCUGCACUGCGCCUUCCAGGGCCGGGACCGGGCGGACCUCCUGGAGCACAGCCGGCUGCACCGGGCCGACCACCCUGAGAAGUGUCCCGAGUGCAGCUACUCCUGCUCCAGCGCGGCCGCCCUGCGCGUGCACAGCCGGGUGCACUGCACCGACCGCCCCUUCAAGUGCGACUUCUGCAGCUUCGACACCAAGCGGCCCAGCAGCCUGGCCAAACACAUUGACAAGGUACACAGGGACGAGGCCAAGACAGAGAACCGGGUCCCGCAGGGCAGGGAAGGGCCCCGAGACAGCAGCUCUCCGCACGUGGCCACAAUAGUGACGCAGAGGGCCUUCCGCUGUGAGACCUGCGGGGCCGCCUUCGUCAGGGACGACUCUCUGAGAUGCCACAUGAAGCAGCACAGUGACCAUGGUGAGAACAAGAACUCGGACUUGGUCACCUUCCCGCCUGAAAGCGGCGCGUCGGGGCAGCUGGGUGCCCUGGUCUCCACGGGGCAGCUGGACACCUCCCUGGAGCCCGGCCAGUGCCUCUGAUUUGUGCAGAGAGGCUGGCGAACCCUCUGGAAUUCCAGACAAAUGCUGCUGCCUGGCCCUUUGGGUGAGACCAUCAAGCCGGACUUGUAGUCACCAGCUCAGGGCGUGGCUGCCUGCACCGCAUAGGCCUCCAGAGGCCAUGGCUGCAGCCACUGUGGUGUGAGGGCAGACGCCACAGCAGCGCUACGGAUGCUGUCUCCCCCCCGAGAGUCCCCCGAGCACCAGCUGUCCCGAAUGGGGGUCCGCUGAGCACCGCUCACCCCAGUGGGGACAGCUUCUUCAGGACAGACUGCAGCGCCAAGCCCGGUCCCCCUCUGAUGCAGUUGUUUGACUGGUCAGGCCUCGCAGGCACUGAAGCACAACUGAUCUGUACAGUGGGGAAGGCUGGGAUGGCCUGGGCCCUGGGCAAGGUCUAGUUCUAACCUGGGUGGCAGUUGGGAGAAUGUUCGCCUUACACGUUUUUGUGGGGUCCCUUUUAUCGGUUGUCUUGUAACAAAAAGGCAAACUCAUCUGCAGAAGAAUGUAAGCGGAAUACUCCCGUUUCUCCCAGAGACAGGGUGUGGUGUGUUCCUCUCCAUCCCUGCCCUGCCCCCGCCCCCCUGAUGAUAACAGCAGGCAGGACUUCUUGUCUCAGUGCUGCGACCGGAAAUGCAGUUUGACCUGUAGGUGGCAGCAGAGAUCAAACUAACACAAGCUCAGCCUGUGCCUUUUGAAAUCAAGGUGUGUACUUGUAACUUGUAUUCCUAAAGGACAGACUAGGGCCCAGCCCGCCCGGGGGUUGGUUCUGGACAGGCACUGUGUGGGACAGCCUGAGACCAGCAUCCCUCACCACAGGAAGCACAUGGUGUCUACUGAACCAACAAGUGAAAAUCCAAACCUCUUGUCCGUGUACAUUUGGCCUGACCUAGGAGGCUGUGGGGUGUCAGUGGCUUUAUAACUGGGCCAGACUUGCUUUGUUUGUUCUCCUUUGGCAUCUUUUCAAAUACAGUCUCUGUUUAA